This is a messenger RNA of Sitophilus oryzae (rice weevil), 1080 nucleotides long. Its product is annotated as pleckstrin homology domain-containing family A member 8. Gene Ontology annotation, molecular function: ceramide 1-phosphate binding; ceramide 1-phosphate transfer activity. Bases 138 to 779 code for a protein of 213 amino acids. The record is from RefSeq and is a predicted model, not a curated record. Gene Ontology annotation, cellular component: membrane; cytosol; cytoplasm. The transcript has 5 exons. Gene Ontology annotation, biological process: intermembrane lipid transfer; ceramide transport. Lineage: Eukaryota; Metazoa; Arthropoda; Insecta; Coleoptera; Curculionidae.
UUUUAAAAAAGAUAACUUUUAUCUCAAUUUAUUAAUUCCAAUAAUUUAGAUAAAUUUCGCUGAUAAUAUGAAGAUUACUGUGAGACUAUCUUUUGUUUUAUCGAAUUUAAACCAUAUUGACGUUAAAUUAAUUAAAAAUGUCUCUAAAAGACGGUGCCGUUUCCAACGAGGAAAAUAGAACCAUAUUUACAUCAAUAGCUGUGUACUUUCCUGAUGCUAAUGAAAAUUUAAAAACUAUAGAGUUUCUUGAUGCCUCUUCAGGUGUUGUCACUAUUGUUGAAAAAUUCGGGAAGGUAUUUGCCCCUGUUGUCUCUGAUAUGAAUGGAAAUAUUAAUAAAAUAAGAAAAAAAUAUGAGGAAGAUUCUCAGUCACAUCAUGAAAUUGAAACAAUGAUUUUAAAAGAACAAGUUGAAGGUGAAUUGUUUGCAACAGAAUCGUUGAUUUGGCUUAAAAGGGCAUUGCAUUUUUUAAGCACUUUUUUUCAAUAUAUAAUUAUUGACAGUGACACUAAUAGGAACACUCAAGAUUUAGCGCCUUUUUUGAAAAAAGCUUAUUCAGAAAGUCUUGAACCUUAUCAUGGCUGGUUAGGUUCACAAUUAUUUAAUGUGUUAUCAAGAUUUAUUCCAAGUCGCAAGAAUUUAUUCUACACUUUGGCUUUAGACAGACAUAACAGAGAUGAACACGUUUUACGUGACAUGAGAAUUUAUCACCAAAGAAUGAUGGCAUGUGUUGCAAGGCUUACAGAGUUUUAUGCAGCACAUGGUUUAGAAAACCUGUAAUAUACUUAUUACAAAACUUGUAAUAUACCUAUUACAAAACUUGAAAUAUAUUUAUUACAAAUGGCAGAACUUUUUGUGGGGAAAUGUUUAUUACCUACAGGGUAACUGAACUGCAAAACUGAUUAUAAAUUUGUAUUAAUUGGUUUGGAUUGAAUAUACAAUAUUAAAUUUUAAAUAACAUAGUUUUAAUGCUUAUGUCAGUAUUUGUUAUUAGCGAAUUGUCCUUUAAUAAAUUAUGCAGAAAAUUGGAUAAUGUUCUGUAAAUUCUGUUUUAAUUUUGUACGAAGAACUAAAUAAAAUU